AUAUGGGUUGGUUUUAAAUCUACAUGUUGCCCUAACGGGUCUCCUCGUUCCUUUUUCUACGGGGGAGAGAGAGAAGAGUGAGUCGGUGAAGGUUUGGAUUGGGCGCUAGACAUGACAACAUAUGGCCAAACUCCUCCCUCCCAGUGGGACUUCAGCUGUGACUUGGAAGUAGAUUAUGAGUCCGAGGAAACUGCUCGGAUAGUAUAUUCAGCUUUGGCUGUGGAUAAAGAGUUGCAGCCGGACAAAGUGAAAAGGCAGAUGUCUGUCUCUGAUGGGAAGCUUUCUGUGCGUUUCGAAGCGGUUGAGGCAAGAUUUCUUCGUGCAUCAUUUAGCGCUUUUGUAGACGUUCUUACACUUGCCACAAAGACAAUUGAAGCAUUCGGUCAAGGAAUAAAAUUGUGACAUCCUUAGUAGAAUUUCAUGGAAUUACUGGUUUCUCCAUCAUUUGAGUUGUAAUUUGAACUAAUAUUCCCCCUUUAUAAAUUAAGCUCUGGCUGCGUCGUGGCUUUUUGGUUCA
Molecule: messenger RNA, 517 nt
Organism: Cornus florida
Lineage: Eukaryota; Viridiplantae; Streptophyta; Magnoliopsida; Cornales; Cornaceae
Exons: 4
Coding region: 112-402 (96 amino acids)
Cellular component (GO): EKC/KEOPS complex
Source: RefSeq, a predicted model, not a curated record